AUUAUUUAAAAAAAUUCUGUUUAGUAAAUUACUCAUAAAUAUACAGACAUUGAUUGCGAAAGAAACUUCAUAAAAAAGACUAUAAAAAGGUCAGUAAAAUGUAAUUGGAAUUUACUAAAAGAAAAUUCUCUACAUUUGUUUGUUUGUUUGAAAUUUCAAAUUUAACAGUUUUCGCGGAUAUUUCAAAAUCGAACGCCACAUUUAAUAAAAGGAAACACAAUCUUCUUAUCUGAUAUUCAUUUAUUAUUUGAAAAAAGGAGAAAUUCAACAGACGGAUUCUGAUAAUCAUGGUUUUGAAACUGGGCCCUGAUAAUCCACCGAUUGUAAUCGAUAAUGGUACUGGAUUACUAAAAGUUGGUUAUGCUGGUGAAAUGGAACCUCGAGCUGUUGUUCCUAUGAUACUUGGUCGACCAAAACACAUGAAAUUGAUUGUUGAACAAAAUUUAGAUGAAUGUUUUAUUGGUGAUAUAUCUGGGGGGAAAAGAGGUGGACUUACCUUAUCCUAUCCAAUAAUGAAUGGUGUAGUACAGAAUUGGGAUGACCUUGAGACAAUAUGGCAACAUGUUUUCUCCAAUGAAUUACGUAUCCUACCAGAGAAUCAUCCUAUGCUAUUGACUGAAACACCGUUGAAUCCAAAAGUGAAUCGUGAAAAGAUGGCUGAAAUUAUGUUUGAACAAUUUAAUGCACCAGCUAUUUAUAUCUCCAUUCAAGCUGUCCUCUCACUGUAUGCUUCUGGUCGUACGACUGGUUUAGUGCUGGACAGUGGUGAAGGUGUUACACAUUUGGUUCCUGUAUUUGACGCUUAUGUGAUACCGACAGCGAUACAUCGAAGAAACUUGGCUGGACGAGAAGUUACCAAUCAUAUGAAACACUUGCUCACUGAAAGAGGUUAUAAAUUUGUUACAACCUGUGAACAUGAAAUAGCCCGUGAUGUAAAAGAGAAUGUCUGUUAUGUGGCAAUGGAUUAUGAGAAAGAAUUACAACUUAGCCAACAAGAUAAACGAUCCUGUGAAGUGUCCUACCGUCUACCUGAUGGUCAAGUAUUAAAUAUCGGUAAUGAAAGAUUUCGUGGCCCAGAGUUAAUGUUCGAUCCAAAGUUAGCUGGUUAUGAAAUGAAUGGGAUACAUAUGGCUACAAGUGAAACUAUCUCUCUGUGUGGUAUGGAUGUUAGAAAAAGUUUUUGGUCAAAUGUUAUUCUCACCGGUGGGACUACAAUGUUUCGUGGUUUCCCUGAACGUCUACGAAAAGAGUUGUAUCGAUUAGCGCCAAAUGGUGUAAAAGUCAAAGUGAUGGCAUCGCCUGAAAGAAAGUACUCCGUUUGGAUUGGUGGUGCUGUUCUAGCCUCAUUAAGUACCUUCAAUAAUAUGUGGGUCACUAAAGAAGAAUAUGAAGAAUUUGGCUCAGAGAUUGUACAUACAAAAUGCGUUUAAAUACACGGGCAGAUAAUAACUGUGAAUAGAUAUCAAAUUUGAAACUCAAUCUAUUGUUACGGGAUAUAUUAUUCAAUCCAAGUAAAUCUGUGUAAACUCUUUUACAUAGAGAAUCUAAUUCCAUUUAAAUAAGCCACACUUCAUACGAAACUAGAAUUGACAAGGUGAUAAAAUUCUGUUUUAAAAUUUACACUACUCAUGAGUAGCUUGUUUUAAAUUCAUGAAAUUGUUUAAAGUGAUGAUAAUAUAAAUAAAGUUAUUUGAAGUAUUAUUUGCCCAUG
Trichobilharzia szidati is the source of this 1711-nucleotide messenger RNA. Lineage: Eukaryota; Metazoa; Platyhelminthes; Trematoda; Strigeidida; Schistosomatidae. The record is from the annotation of a GenBank genome assembly.